This is a messenger RNA of Cydia splendana, 1274 nucleotides long. RefSeq lists its product as uncharacterized. The transcript is spliced from 5 exons. The coding region runs from base 502 to 1053 and encodes 183 amino acids. The record is from RefSeq and is a predicted model, not a curated record. Lineage: Eukaryota; Metazoa; Arthropoda; Insecta; Lepidoptera; Tortricidae.
CUAUUUUUCUAAGAAACGGUGAUAUUUGUAGACGUGGGAAAAAUAAAUAUAAUUCUUGAUUAUAUUAUCUUUAAUAACACAGCUUUCGAUACACGAUUCAUAACACUUCGCUCGAUACAAUUUAUUCCCAAAGUAACCUCCAAUUCGAAUUUUUACUCCAACUUUACUCGUUUCUUUACUAUGUGACACUAUGAAACAAAAAAAGGAGAAAAAUCAAUCAUAAGUAUAACAGUAAUUUGACAGCUUUAGAAAAACGAUAAUUAGAGGCAAUAUUUUUAAAAUAAAUAAACAUCAACUAAUUCUAUCGUAACAAAAUAUCGACUCCGGCCUGCAUGCUCUAUCUCCGUCCGUCUUUCGAAAUGAGACAGUGAUGGCUGAGCGCUCGUGCCAGACGGACCUGUACUAGGUGUCCCCAAAACAAAUAUAAGAUUUACUUAUAAAAACUGUGCUGUGUUGUGUGUCCUAGUGAUAUACCGUGUGCACCAAAACCUUUAAGUUAUAAUGGGUAACAAGCAAUUGAAUAAAAAGAAGACAUCUCGAAAAAGACAACUCGGAAGAUUCCAACAAACAAUGGAACUAACGAAAAGAAGAAAAUUGGAUAAUUUCACAGCCGAACAUGAUACUAUAUCUUUAGACUACAUCGAACUGCAAAAUAUGGAAAUGGAAUCUCCGAUUUCAUCAACCACUGACAUUCAAAGUAACGAUGAGGCGACCGGCUCAAACAUUUUGAACCCACGCAUUGCACAGGUGGAUGACACUUAUCGGGUUCCUAGUAUAUUAGAGGAAGAAGAUACCCAUGAGUUACAAAUAUCGUUCAAAGUGGAAGAGCUUCCUGACAAAACCGUCGGUCGAAGAAUUGUCGCAGUUAGUUACCAUUCGAUUCGAUUCCUCGCAUUUUAUCCAAUAAAAGAUUGUAUGGAAACUAUAUACAUAAACGCAAUAUUUCACCGACAAAAUCGCAAUUUUCUUGUUUUGUUCAUACUUCAAGAUGGACUCUUUGUGACCUUGACGUCACGGUCACAUAUCGUUUUGUUCGGGGCGUUUCGCGAGUGAAGUACGACUGUCGGACUUUGACUAUCAUUUCUGACUUUUGUAUUCCUUUAAUGCAAUGGAUCCCAUAUAGACUUUUGAUCCUAAAGACAAACCUGAUCGAUUGAUACCAUAAAUGAAAAUUAGUCAUCUAUUAUCGAUAAGUAUAUAUGUUUUUCUUCAUCAAAUUAUCAAUAAUUUUCAUUUUUUAGAUUGUUCCCUCUAUAAACUCCUAAUAGUCUACC